Messenger RNA from Amoebophrya sp. A25, 1874 nucleotides. The record is from the annotation of a GenBank genome assembly. Lineage: Eukaryota; Dinophyceae; Syndiniales; Amoebophryaceae.
CUCGAGGCUCGAGCAGGACGAGCGACGGUGACUUCAUCUUCAUUUAGAUCUAGAUAUUACAAUUACAUGCUAUCCAUUCAUAAGCACACCUUUUUGCUGCUUUCUGUAGAAAUGGGCAUGUUCUCGUAGGUUUCUCUGAUCAUUUCUACUUUAUUAGCUGCAUCACCAUGGCCGCCUUCGUUGCUCUCGACACCAAGCAGCUCUGUGUGGUGGCCCUCGUUGGGGGUUGUACUCUCGCAGUUCUUUGCCCGAUAUCGCAGUGGAGGAGUGUAGGAUGGCUUUUUGGGUUGGCCCUCCUUCUUGCGAAUCUAGUGCCGGGACCGGCUGAAGGAGAACCUGAAGACUCAAGAUGGUGUCAACUUUUUUCUACGACGCUGAGGUUGCCCAGUGUGAUUCUCGGCAAUGCAGCUAUUGGCUUCCUCCUUGCGCAAAUUUUGUGCAUAUUAGCGCAGACGAUCGGUGUAGCCGCGACAGCUGCCUCAUCAAACGCGCCGAUUGACAAGGAGGAGUUUUUCAAUGGCGUUGGUGCAUGCAUUUUCAUGUUGAGCUUCCUGCUGUUCCACCUCGCAGAGUUCUACUUCGUUGUCGUGUUCCAUCCAGACUCCUUGCAUUUUGCGAGCUUCGUCCUGAAUCCCGUUCCCUGUCACCUGUACCUCAUCGUCUUUCUGCUCGCAGCUGCAGAGUUCGUUUUCACCCCUGAUUCGUUGCCACCAAUCCUUUCCGCUCUUGGAAUCACUAAAGACGCCAGCGCAUCAAAGGAUGGCUAUGACGCUAACUUUUGGGGUGGAGCAAAGAUGUCCUCGAUACUAUUCUGGGUCCGGAGUGGACUUCUGGUGCUAAGUCUACUUUGUCUCAGUAUCGGAAUGCUGUUGCGCGUUGCGGCACUGUGGACAGCAGGCAGUAACUUCACGCAUCUGAUACGAACAAAGCGACAUGAGGGACAUCAGCUGGUGCAACAGGGCGUGUACAAUUACGUGCGGCACCCGUCGUACAUGGGCUGGUUUCUAUGGACCUUGGGGACUCAGAUCGCACUGCGGAAUCCACUCAGUUUUCUGUUGUUCUUUGCGAUCGCCUACACGUUUCUUUAUGGGAAAACAUGAAGCUGGUCCUUUGCUUGUAUUUAUAUUUGGUGAUGUUGAGAUUCCUCCUCCUCGUAAGGUAAUGUUUAUUAUAGUUGGCUCUUCGUAAUCAGCUUCUUCUUUCUUUGAUAGAUAGACUAGAAACAGUCCUCACCGAGGUUUUUCGUACGACUAAUGGAUGACUCGAAGUAGAUAAUGAAGACAUUCUGACGUACAAAUCCAUGAUCAUACAACAUAGUCAUAGCAUUGUGAUUUUGCCUCUUUCCCUAUCAUACGCUAUUCCGUCGGAUCCGUGCCGAGGAGUAUUACCUGCUCCGAUUUUUUGGAGAAGAAUAUGCCGAUUACGCGCGCUCAGUGCCAGCGGGCAUUCCAUGCGCCUCGCAGCUUUGCGGCUCUGCUGUAUGUCCUCGCAGAACAGAACUUCUAUCGGAUGCAACAAAAAUUUUGAGUUUGAAAGAAAAAGAAGCAUUUUUCAAGGCUGCACUUAGUUGGAGGUGCUGGAAUUACUGGCUUAGUUGUACUACACAGUGUUCUAGGAGAAGCAGGGCCCUCGGCCGCCUACUUUCAGGAGAGGCUUCUCCAGUGUGAAUGUCUCCGUCGUGAUGUUGUUCUCUCAUGCAAAGACGAAGACAACUUGAAUGCACGUGAUCCCUCUUGGGGUCUGAGACUCUGACUGAGUUGUUGAUAAAAAUACGACUAAGUAACUACAACGAUGAUGAUGAUGAUGAUGAUGAUGAAGUCAGUGCUUGCCUCGAAGAUCCUCCGAUGUAAACAACAAGAUCCCCGAUAUGAUAU